AUGGUCCUGCUGGACGAAGUGCGAAACGCAACUCAAGCUCUGAAAACAGUGGCUUCGUCUCACAAAGACAAAACCAUCCUUUCUGUCGUCGAGCAGUUAUCUUCCAAUCUCACUCUGCUAGAAUUGUCUUUUCCUUCCUCAAAAUUAUUAGAAAAUCUUUGCUUGCAGUUUCGAAAGCCACUGGUUCCCUUGUACUCCUUGUUCACUGCUCACGCUUGCCGGUUCGCCGUCACGUUAUUCGCUUUCAUCUAUGAAGACAAGGUUGAGAAGAAUGAGGAUGAUGUGGUCGUUUUGUUAUGGGAGAAAGUCUUGAAUGCUAUUCUUGCUGGACUAGUGGAUUACCUAGAAGACUCCUCUGGUAUGAUCCUUUAG
Marasmius oreades (fairy-ring Marasmius) is the source of this 372-nucleotide messenger RNA. RefSeq lists its product as uncharacterized. The record is from RefSeq and is a predicted model, not a curated record. Lineage: Eukaryota; Fungi; Basidiomycota; Agaricomycetes; Agaricales; Marasmiaceae. The transcript has 3 exons. The coding region runs from base 1 to 372 and encodes 123 amino acids.